Molecule: messenger RNA, 669 nt
Organism: Maudiozyma saulgeensis
Lineage: Eukaryota; Fungi; Ascomycota; Saccharomycetes; Saccharomycetales; Saccharomycetaceae
Source: the annotation of a GenBank genome assembly
AUGACUCACAAGUGUAUUGGUGUGUUGGCUCUGCAAGGUGCAUUUAUAGAACAUGUUCACCAUUUGAAGCGAUGUAUUACUAAGUACGGUUCACAGUUUUAUAAUGGUAUAACCAUUAAAAUAAUUACGGUACGAAACAAAGAAGAAUUAUGGAAAUGUGAUGGGUUGGUAAUUCCUGGAGGUGAAUCCACUGCGAUGUCAUUGAUUGCUCAAAGAACAGGAUUUUAUGAGGAUCUAUAUGAGUUUACUCAUAACCCACAAAAAUGUGUUUGGGGUACUUGUGCUGGAUUGAUCUUUAUAUCAGAUAUUUUGAUGAAUGAAAACCACUUAGUCAAAACAUUACAACUGUUACAUGUUAAAGUCAAGAGAAAUGCUUUCGGGAGACAAGCUCAAUCUUUUACCCAAGAAUGUGAUUUUUCAAGUUUUAUCGAUGGGUGCAAUGACUUCCAAGCCACAUUCAUUCGAGCUCCUGUCAUUGAACAGAUUCUAGAUGAUGACACUGUGAAGGUGUUAUAUCGUUUGAAUAAGCCAAAUAGUCCUCAGAACGGAUUGAUUGUUGCUGUAAAGCAAAAUGAUAACGUCUUAGCCACUUCGUUCCAUCCUGAGCUUGCUGAAGAUGACCUAAGAUUUCAUGAUUAUUUUAUUAGGCACUUCAUGCUGAAGAUAUAG